This is a messenger RNA of Caenorhabditis angaria, 1510 nucleotides long. Lineage: Eukaryota; Metazoa; Nematoda; Chromadorea; Rhabditida; Rhabditidae. The record is from the annotation of a GenBank genome assembly.
AUGAUUUUCAAGCUUUUGCUUUUAUUCUGCCUUAUUGGUUUGACGUUUAGUCACGCAAUGGCCGGAAUGACUUGGCCGAACUCGACGAUUCUUUAUAGAUUUCGUGCGGAUUUUCCGGAUCGCCGACGAAAACUUGUUCUUCACGCAAUAUCACACGUCUCAUCAAUAAGUUGUAUUAAAUUCCAAGAGUCAAGCAGUAACUUGUCAGUCGAAGUGAAGAAUGAAUUCAAAAAUGAAUGUGCAACAAAAUGCGGAUGGCAUCCAAGAUCUACGGGACGAUUUAUGAAUCUUGGUGAUCAUUGUGAUUCUUUCAUACUUCACGAGCUUUUGCAUACAACUGGUUUGGCUCACGAACAUUCUCGAUAUGAUCGGGAUAAAUACUUAUUUGUUAGUGAUUAUGGAAUAGAUGUUAGUUUAUUAUUGAUUAAAGGGGGGGUAAGACGACAAAAUUUUAUUUGCUCAAUGAAUCGGGCUCCCUUUGAAUAGUAAAAGCCCCAGGGGAUUUUUUCUCGAAAGGCCUAAAAAGGUCCGAAAAAAAUAUUCCAUGAACUUUUUUCAACGUAUAGCUAUACGUUGUCCGAAAGUUUAUGGAAUAAUUUCAACGUAUACCUAUACGUGGUACCUAGUUUAUGGAACAUUUUUUCUGAGCGUUUCCAGAAAAAAUCCCUUGGAGGUUUUACUAAUUUUGGGGAGCCUUUAACUUUGCGACAAAAAAAUUUUGUCGUCUUACCCCCCCUUUAAAAUGGUAUCAAAGAGUUUUGUCUCAGAAUCAAACAUGCAAACUGAACAGAACAAAUUCGAUCAAUUUCGCUCCGUUUGAUUUCGGAAGUGUAAUGCUUUAUCGUCCGAUACCAGCCGAAUUUUUCAGACCGAGAAAAGAUUAUUACGAUUACUUCUAUACAAUGGGAUCGCGUUAUCUGUCAUUUUAUAACACAGUCACAUUGAAUAAAUAUUAUGGAUGUAACUGUAAGUUAAUUUUCACCAAAAUCUAUUCUGAAAUUCGAUUUUCCCGGUCCAAGAAACUUAACAUGUCAAAACGAUGGAUACACAAAUCCAAGUAGUUGUGACAAAUGCAUAUGUCCAGAUGGUUUCGAAGGAAAACUAUGUGAAACAUUGGUCAGCAAACCAAUUCAAUCGACAAUGAAUUGGACCGAGAUCGCGGUUCCGUUCGGAACAACAGUUGUGUUAAAACCAGUUAAAGGGAAAACUCUGGAAAUUAACAUAUCACCAGAGAGUGUGGACAAAUUGGUUCAGAAAGAAUUGGGCUGUUCAUAUUCGAAUGUUGAGAUCAAAUAUUUGGAAGAUCGACGGGCAGUAAACCCUCUGUGAGUAAAUAUGGGGUUCGGAUUGCAGCAGUUCACACAGAAACCAUUUCAGAUACUGCGGAAAUCCUGAAUUGCACCAUCUCCUACAAAGAUCAACAAAAAACGAUCCAACAAUAAUUCUCCUACGGAAUCACAUGCCCACAAAAAUCCUUGGCAAUGUUUCAAUUCGUUUCAGAUCCCAAUGA